Trypanosoma conorhini is the source of this 832-nucleotide messenger RNA. RefSeq names its product surface protease GP63. Gene Ontology annotation, molecular function: metalloendopeptidase activity. NCBI's taxonomy places the organism in Eukaryota, Euglenozoa, Kinetoplastea, Trypanosomatida, Trypanosomatidae. The annotation marks the transcript as partial. The record is from RefSeq and is a predicted model, not a curated record. The transcript has a single exon. Gene Ontology annotation, cellular component: membrane. Gene Ontology annotation, biological process: proteolysis; cell adhesion.
CAAAACACUUCGCUGCACGUCCAACCGCCAAGCCAUCGGGCAGUGUGAUAUGAACGUUGCUGCAGGCGACGCCGGCGAAGAAGAGGCCUGCUCAGUUUUUUCCAUUCCUAGUGGUGCUGCGCCAGAAUUGUUAUGCACCGUGGAAGGAAGCAACCCCCAGCCCGGGUCCCUCAAUGGGGGUGGCUCGUGGUGCCUCGAUGCGGAGCCACUGGAGGCCAGGAGCAAGACGACUGAAGAUGACUACACCAAAGUGCACGCGGUGUGUGCGGGGGUGCAGUGCGAGGCGGGCAAAGUGAAGGUGAAGUACGUCGGCGGCGACGCGUGGCAGGAGUGCCCCGAGGGGAAGUUUAUCACGCCGAAGUCGGCGCACUUCAAGGACGGCGGCAAGAUCAAGUGCCCGAAGUACGAGGAGGUGUGCACCAUCGCCGCCAACGGCAGCAGCCUCGUCAAGCUCAGCUCCGCAGACAAGGACAACAAAAAGGCAGACAAGGACAACAAAAAGGCCGACACGGACGGCAAAAAGGGCGGCCACGAUGGCAAAAAAGACGACAAGGACGGCAAAAAAGACAAGGACAGCAAAAAAGCCGACACGGAGAGCAAAAAAGCCGACACGGACAGCAAAAAAGCCGACACGGACAGCAAAAAAGCCGACACGGACAGCAAAAAAGCCGACACGGAGAGCAAAAAAACCGACACGGACAGUAAAAAAGACGGCAAAAAAGCAAAGAACGGCAAAAAAGGCGGCCACGAUGGCAGUGUUGCUGCCGCUGUCCUCUCCAGUCUGCUUCUUCUCGCCACGGUCACCGCUGCGGCGGCGGUAGUGCCGCUUUGA